Messenger RNA from Colletotrichum phormii, 536 nucleotides. RefSeq lists its product as uncharacterized. The coding region runs from base 137 to 490 and encodes 117 amino acids. Lineage: Eukaryota; Fungi; Ascomycota; Sordariomycetes; Glomerellales; Glomerellaceae. The record is from RefSeq and is a predicted model, not a curated record. The transcript has a single exon.
UGCACAAUCGCCCUUUGGGAAACAAACACACUUUUUGCUUUUUGUUCAACAAGCGCCUAGCGAACCAGACGACAAGACGAGACCAGCAGACCCAGGCCGCCAGCCAGCCGACCCAACCCAGCCGCUGUGCUGUGCUAUGCUGUGCUCGUUACCCCUGUGCCGCCGACUGUACCAGCAGGUGGCUUGUCUCUCUCUUGUCUCUCGCCUACUGAGGUCGCCGACCCCCAAACCAUCGAGGAUGAUAGUAAACGCCCCCAAUACUGUCUACCCCCCUUGGUUCAGCAGUCUCGACCGCCAAACUCUCUCGCACUCUGCCACACACCGACGCCCACGCGCCGUCAGACAAAGUCAAGCUCGACGUAUGCUGGCUCGCUCGAUAGACGCCCUCACCGCUCUUCACGCCCCCAAUCACACGAUCGACGCACAAACACACAGACACCACCACACCGCACCGGAUGCCUAUUCCCUUGGCCGCUUGUUUAUUGGCUAAGCUGACAUCCGCCCAAAAGCCUCAAAUCACGACGCUAAUAGCCUGU